Molecule: messenger RNA, 1740 nt
Organism: Sycon ciliatum
Lineage: Eukaryota; Metazoa; Porifera; Calcarea; Leucosolenida; Sycettidae
Exons: 3
Coding region: 1-1740 (579 amino acids)
Biological process (GO): larval heart development; cell adhesion involved in heart morphogenesis
Cellular component (GO): extracellular matrix
Molecular function (GO): catalytic activity
Source: RefSeq, a predicted model, not a curated record
AUGGCCUUCCAGCACCUGGACCGGUUCAGCACGGAACACCACGAAGUGAUAUGGAUAUCUGUAUCAACAGCUAGCCGGUCCAAGAUUGUUAUCUGUGCACUCUACCGAUCAGGCUCCACAGCCGGAACAGACACUGAGCUGAUUGAAUACCUUGAUACCCACCUAGAUGAGGCCUGCAGCCACGGUGACUAUGUUAUCCUCACAGGGGACUUCAAUGUCCACAAUGCAGCAUGGCUAGGGAGCACCAAGACUACCUCAGCAGGAGAAGCAGUGGAGGAACUCUGCUAUGUUCAUGGCCUGGAGCAACAUGUCAACAUCCCCAAACGUGGAGACAACACCCUGGACCUUGUGAUGUCUGACUUCAGUGAACUGGUUCAGGUGAAAUGCCAUGCCCCACUGGCACUGGGGUCCUCUGACCACGCUGUCCUCACCAUGGACUUCCCUAUCUCUGCGUUCCGUGAACCAAAAACCACACGCACUGUCUGGCGGUACAACCAAGCAGACUGGAACCGCCUCUGUCACUUUUUCCUAGCCUAUGACUGGUCAACUGCCUUCACCACCAGCGCUGAUGAGUCGUGCGCCAACAUCACCGAAGUUAUCUCCAGGCAUGCCAAGGUGGCCCGCCUGGCUACCCUGCGCACUAAGCUCUCCAAAGCUAGCCUGAGUGACCGCUCGUGGUGGUCUACCAUCAAGCAAGCAGGUGGCAGCAGCAGAAACACGUCCAUCCCAACUCUCACGCCGCAGCCUGGUUUGGAAUGCGUAUCAAAUGCCGAAAAAGCUGAGCGUUUUGGGCAGUAUUUCGCCUCAAAGUGCAGCCUGGGCGCCGACGACUUCCCCGCCAACCAACCAGCGACUGAUUUCCCCCACGUUGCUCAGCGCACGGCUGAAAAACUCUCAACGGUUCGGUUCCGCCCUGCCACUGUCAAGAGAGAACUCCGGCGCCUAAAUGCAUCGAAAGCUACUGGACCGGAUUGCAUUCCCGCGCGAGUUCUGAAGAUGUGUGCUGACCACCUAAGUAAGCCACUCUCCAAACUGUUCUCCCUUAGCUUCUACAGCAUGGUUAUGCCGACAUCCUGGAAGACAGCUAGAGUCACACCCAUUCACAAGAAGAAAUCCAAGAACCUGCCUCAACACUACAGACCUGUGUCUCUGCUGUCUAUCAUAUCCAAAGUGAUGGAAACAAUUGUCAAUCGUCAGAUAACCAGUUUCGUGGAGUCCCACAAUGUCAUCUCUGCGAAACAGUUCGGGUUCAGAAAGGGCCUGAGCACAGCCGACGUCUUAACCAAGCUCCACUGUGAAUGGUCCAGAGCAGCCGGACUAGGAGGAGCCGCCCGUGUUUUGGCGAUAGACAUAGCAGGCGCCUUUGAUAAAGUCAGCCAUGCUGGCCUAGUGCAUAAGGCUUCCGUGUACGGUCUAGACGGCCCGCUUCUUGGAUGGCUGGAAAGCUACCUGCACAACCGGCGCCUGCAGGCUGUUGUGGGCGGCCAAGAGUCCUCCCUGCACCAUAUCCAAGCAGGGGUACCACAAGGUAGCAUCCUUGGACCAACGUUAUUCCUCCUGUACAUAAAUGACUGCGAGGACACCUUGCCUGCUGGUGCUGAGCUUGCCACGUAUGCAGAUGACACGACACUGUAUCAGUGCAUCUCUGCCACCGCCAGCAUAUCCGACUCUGCAGCAGAACUCCGGGAAGCGUCAGUUUUACUGGCCGUCUUCAUGAUGUGCCAUGAGAUAAUGAUAUAA